AUUCUUCUAUUGUUUUUUAAAUUAAUAAAUUAAUGUUACCCACAAAUUUGAUUCAUUUACCUCUCUGUGUUCCCCCCCAAAUUAUACACAUCAAUUAGGGUUUUGCUAAAUAUUCUAGGGCAAACUUCCCGCCUUUCUCUAUUUUUAAUUUUCUAGGGUUUACUGUGUGUGUUUAGUUAGUGUUGUAAUGCGUCUGUAUUGAUUGGCUGUUAAUUGAAUUGUUUGAGGGGAAUUUGAUUGAUAUUAGUUGUUAAGAACGAAACUUCAUACGCUGAAUUGUAUGUUGUUGACAUUUGAGGAGGGAUUUUUCGGUUCAAUCGGAUAAAUUUUGCAGUUUACUUGGAGGUGUAUUGAAUUCUAUGGUAGAGAAUCAGAACGGAUUGUUAAAAAAUGAAACGCAAACGUGGAAAUAAGAAAGGAAGACCUAAAAGGCCCUCGGUGAUGGUUCCAAGCAAAGAAACUCCCCAGAUAUCUAAUGGCAGUACAGAAGAUAAUUCGGGAACAGAUGAUUUUAAUAAGAAUGAUGUUGACUCUGGCAUGGAGGCUGGGACAGCAUCGUCAACGGGAACUGAUCAGCCCGGAAAGCCUGCGAUUGUUAAAUCUGGUGGGGGGGUUGAGAAAACAUCUGGAACUUUAGUUUACACACGUGUUAAAGUUAAGAUCAAACCUUCAAAAGCUUUUGACGCUCAUCCUACUUCUUCGGAAGCACCUCCACAAAGCGACACUGAUAAGAGCAGCCAUAAAGUGAGUUUGGAGAAACAAGCUAUUCCUGGUGACAGGAUGGAAGAUAGCCCCAAGUCGUUACCUGAGAGUAAUCUUGGUCUAUCAGUAACAACGUCUAAGAAGGCUGGAAGCAUUAAGAUUAAAUCUUCCAGGGGCUUUAGUUCUUCAACAUUAAGUCCAUGUAACAACAAUACUGGACUGCUACAGGGUGAGAUUUCACAGCGGAAAGAGCCAGCUUGUCGUCAGGAUUCCAUGUACAGCAAGCAGGAGCUAGAUACUGCUUUGGAGGUAAUUAAGAAAGUGAUGAAAAUGGAUGCAGCCGAGGCUUUCAAUGCUCCAGUAAAUCCAAUUGCAUUAGGAAUACCUGACUAUUUUGACGUCAUUGAUACACCAAUGGAUUUUGGUACAAUAUGCAGCAAUCUUGAGAGUGGUGUCAAGUACUCAAACUCAAAGGAUGUAUACAAGGAUGUGGAAUUAAUAUGGAAUAACUGCUUUAAGUACAACAACAAAGGAGAUUAUGUUGUAGAUCUUAUGAAAAGGGUGAAGAAGAACUUCACAAAGUACUGGACAUCAGCUGGGUUGUACAGCGAGCCACAGCAGGAUACUGAAAGCAUUUAUAUGAAAGAUAUGGCAGCUUCUGUUCAUGGGAAAUCUUCUGUCAAGAGUGGCGAAUUGAAACACAAGAUCCCAAAACGUCACAAAGUUAAAAAGCACAAGGACGACUGUAUGUGUGCUAUAUGUGUCAUGAUGAGGCGGAGGCAGGAGCGUGAAGCGAAUGCUCAAUCAGCUGACGAUCAUAUUGAGAGUAGUGGGGGUCUUUCUGUACAACAAAAAGCCCGAGCAGAGGAAGCUUCAGCAGUUGAAAGUCCUUGCGGUGGAGAUACUUCAUCAAGUGUAGAAAAUUCACAAGACCAAGACGGAAAUGGAGGCAUGGAAGUUAGAGGAGAUGAUGUUAAGAUGGAAAAUGUGGAAGAUGUUGAGGAGCUAUCUAGCUCUUCCUCGGGGGAGGAGGAAAAGGAAGACAAAGAUGUCACAUCCCAGACAAAAGUAAGUGGUAAUGGAUUGGCAGAGGACAAUAGGCAGUUUCAGACACAGAUGGAGGUGAGCAAUGAUGUCCAGAAUGACUCUCGGAAAGAAGAAACAUUAAUGCAUUGUGAUCUCGAAAAUGCAGCAGCUGGACAUGAUAAACCCAAGGAAAUGCUGGAUGAGGCACAGAAAGCUAGAAUAUAUGAGAAUUUACGCCGAUUCGAAAAUCCUAUGGUGUUGGAGUUAUGUGGAACCCUUUUCGCUGAGAAGCGCAAGUCUAUAUGGAGCGGGCCUCAUUCACUAAGUGGACAUCAGAGUUCUAGUCGUCUUGGAAAUUCUAUGCAUGCAGCUUUUGCAUCAUUCAUGAAGUAGGUGACAUUUGUGGACGGUUUCCAGCAGCAUCACACCUUAGAAAUAAGAGACAAGUAGUCCAGGACAAUCAGUUCAAUGUAUAGCUAAAAAUAUGUACCUAAUCACUUUUGUACGAGGGACGAACCAUCAAAGAGUGAAUUUCAAUAUCUACCCGGAGACUAUUACGAAAUAUUUAAGUAGAAUUGACUGAGCUUCUGCUGGGUUUUCUUUAAA
Messenger RNA from Daucus carota subsp. sativus, 2334 nucleotides. RefSeq lists its product as uncharacterized. Lineage: Eukaryota; Viridiplantae; Streptophyta; Magnoliopsida; Apiales; Apiaceae. The transcript is spliced from 8 exons. Bases 391 to 2121 code for a protein of 576 amino acids. The record is from RefSeq and is a predicted model, not a curated record. Gene Ontology annotation, molecular function: protein binding.